Messenger RNA from Filobasidium floriforme, 2334 nucleotides. RefSeq lists its product as uncharacterized. The coding region runs from base 53 to 2014 and encodes 653 amino acids. Lineage: Eukaryota; Fungi; Basidiomycota; Tremellomycetes; Filobasidiales; Filobasidiaceae. The record is from RefSeq and is a predicted model, not a curated record. The transcript is spliced from 6 exons.
CACUACUGAUCUCCUCUCACCCAACCACAGACCACACAGGAGGCUGACGAGGAUGCUCCGUUCCCUUCCAUCCCGUAAACCGUCCUCCUCCGACAACAUCGACAUCGACAUCGAUACCAAACUCGCCCGGAACGAUAAAGACAAACACCUCGAUAACAAACAACCACAUGUCCAUGCUCGAAACAAAGGCUCGAUGAUCCCACCACCAGCACCUUCGACUUCAAAAGUACGACCUCCUCCUAAACCUCUUGCUUCACAACCACAAUCACAACAACAGCCACGUCCCUCUACCCAGAGUCUAUCGGGACCUAGCCGGACACAGAGAAUCGACCAACCCGAUCUCAAAUCACAAUCACAUCCUUUGAACGAUGUCUAUCAGGUCAUCCACACUCAGACCUCGCGACCUCUUAACGGCAGUACCACCGAACAAUCAGGUCCGAAAGAUGGUAGAGAUAAAUGGGCACUGCAUACUUUUGUGGACGAGACGGGCAAAUGGGUCAAGUUCCGUGUCUAUGGGAUGGUCGAGGUCGAGGUCGAGGUAGAUCGGGAUGCGGGGCGUUCGCAGCGGGAGGACGAGAAGGUCAAGAUGAAGCAGAAGUCUGAUUCUGGGAGAGGACAGCUGUUGAAAGUCAAGACGGAUAAGGAGAGACCAGCUACUCGGAAGAAGGUGGAAGUCGAAGCAAGUACGGAUGUACGUACCGUACAAACCGUACGUCGAACAACCAGAACAAGAUCGGCUAUCAAGCAGGAAGAUGCUGUUACUUUACAACCAGUACAAGGUGGUAGGAGUAGAGGAGGUCUGAAGAGGAAACGAUCAGGCGACCCAGCAGGGUCGGAAGUGGACAUCGAAUUACAAUCCGCUCGGUACCAGCAUGAUGCCAUCGGAUUGGAUGUGGAAUUAGGACGUGGGAAUGGGAAUGGGAGUGGGAGUGAGACGGAGCUCGAAGAAGAUAGCGAUCAUGACGAUGAAGAAGGUGGAGAAGGAAAUGAAGAUGAGGACGAGGAUGAGGAUGAGGAUGGGGAUGAGGAUAUCACCAUCGACGACGAGAACGACGGCCACGCUAUCAGACAGAAGGCGGUCUUGAAAGUGAAAGAGACGAAGGUUGGGCUUUGGAAAGGAUAUCUCAGGUUGAGCAAGGUUCAAUCCCCGCAUACGCCUCAGAGUAUCAGGAAGGCCAUCUUGGAAGCGUUCGUUAGGGUCGAGGUCGUCCCGAACGAUCCUCUCGCGGGAGAUGGACCGAGGUCGGGAACGGAGCGUGAACGCGAGUGUGAUAUCAAGGUGAUCAUCGACUAUCCUUCCACCCAGGUUCAAUCUGCAACCCAAACCCAGACUCAAACUCAGAGUCAAGCGCGAACUCGAACUCGAGAAGGACCGGGCAAUGUCCCGCCCCAGAUUGUCGGGUGUCAGUUCGCCCUCCCCAUUCCAGCUUCGGAUCUCGAUCUUGGUGGCGGCGCACCAAAGUCGGGGGCAGUUGGGUCUGGGUGCACGUGGGGAGAAGAAGGGUUGAAGGGAUGGUGGGAUGUGGGAUGUAAGAUGAUCACCGAAUACAACCGUACUUCUACCCAACUACUCGCCAUCGAGGAAAAGAAGACCCGUCCCCUUCCCUCUUGCACUCCGCCCACCUCGGCAGGACACGUCCCGACCUUGUCAUCAUCUCAGACACAACUACAGAUCCCCGCGGGGUCGAGCCAGGACGGACAGGUAUCGGGGAUGUUACGACGAGGUUCGGGCGUCAAGAACGAUCCUACGUAUGAGGACUAUUUGAUGAUGGUGAAAGAGGUCCAGAUGCUCAAGAUGGAGAACAGACAACUUGCCCAAGAGAAUUCGGCUCUCAAGGGCGGGUAUGCGGGCAAGUUGACAUUGUCGCAGCAACAACAGGCGAGGGCGAGCAGUCAGUCGGGAGGGGUACCGACUAGGGGAAAUAUGGCGGCCGGGAUGAGCAAGAUUCAGCCGGGUAUCCGAAAGCCGCCCAAGAUCGAAACGGGGUUCGCUUCUUCGAGCGACGAGGACUGAUGAAAUCGCAGGGGGGUAGAAAUUUCUUGUCAUGAUAUUCUUGGGAUCUUGUCACGGACAAUGAGUGCAUUUUUCUGGUUGUAUACAGUUGGGAGCGUGCUCCUCUAUGAUGUUCAUAAUGGAAUAUGCUUGAGCGUUCGUGAUGCGUUGUAAUCAGUUCUUUGUCAGACAGCUGUCAUUCAUUCAUAAGUGACCAGGUUUUGUGACCAGGUGGUAACUUUCGGGUGUGCCAUGACCUGCGGCGGGUAUGAAGGAUCUUUAGCGGCAUAGAAACGAUCAAAUAUAGGAUCUGUGCUCACCUUGGCGGCAUUGAAUCCAGU